Messenger RNA from Saccostrea echinata, 4285 nucleotides. RefSeq lists its product as uncharacterized. NCBI's taxonomy places the organism in Eukaryota, Metazoa, Mollusca, Bivalvia, Ostreida, Ostreidae. The record is from RefSeq and is a predicted model, not a curated record. The transcript has 11 exons. Bases 51 to 3788 code for a protein of 1245 amino acids.
UGGCUCUAUGCCAGAGCGUCAGUCCCAUCGCCUGCUCUGUGAGCGCCAACAUGUAUCUCGUCCUCUCAAUUGCAGGAUUAUUUCUGAUUCUACAAAAUGUCAAUUGCCAAAUUAAAGAUGCAGCGCUCCAGGACACGGUGCUUAAACUUCACAAUGGAUAUAGGCGGCUUCAAAUGGCUUCUGACAUGAAGAAACUGGUAUGGGACCCAAAUCUGGCCUCGGAAGCCGCGGCAUGGACCAAAAACUGUAUAUACGAGUUUCGGUACGGCAGCUACGGGGAAAACAUGUAUUAUUUUGAGUCCCGACUUCCAGACAAUGUACUGGUCGAACGCGCCGUAGACGCGUGGUACAGUGAAAGGUACUCAUGGCGCAUGUCCGGGGAUUGCGCGGAGGCUUGUAGUUACACACAGCUUGUUUGGGCAAAGACGCAACGUGUAGGAUGCGCAAUACAGAAAUGCACAGAGCUAACAAUGCCAGAAGAAUUCAUCCCAGCCGCAUGGUUCAUCUACUGUCUGUACGAUCCAAAAGGAAACACAUUUGGAGAUCUUCCAUACUCAAGGGGUGGUGCAUGUGAGAAGUGCGAAGCCAAGGAAGUUUGCUCCGACAAGUUAUGUGCAGAUAAAUAUGCACCAACCACUCCACAACCAGUAAAAACCACACUUCCCCCUACGUUGCCACCAAGUAGACAAAUAUCACGUGGUUCACAAUCCUCAAACACGGAAAUGACGCAACUGGAACUCCAGCAUAGAACAGCGCUGGAGAAACAACAAGCUCUUCUAGAGGAAACGUUAAAGAAACAGAGGGCGCUAGAAGAGCAGCUUCGCACUCAACAGAAGUUGAUAGAACAGACACUGAUGGUGGGGAAGAGUCAGACCACCGCCAAACCAAUCGUGAAGUGGAACAAAGGCCUGCCUGCAGAUCGCAGGUCAGAGCUGGAUCAAGGAAGCACCAACACUAGAAAUGGGAUGCUGUCUUCGUCAAUGCUUGGGACGCGCAGCGGACCGACGGACGACAAGACAGAAUUUGGCAGACGGCAAGUUCAAAUGUCUUCAGUAAGCGACAGAGAUUCUCGCCGGAAGCCUGUGACCGACGUCCAGGAGGCGUCUUUCUUUUCCUUUCACCGUCCUCGAAAUCAGUUUUCCUCCGUGCGACUUUGGCAACCAACCACGACACGUGCGCCGCUGUUUGUCCUGAACCCCCAGCCCCAAAUGUCGUCUUUACAGAAAACCGUCACCAGCAUGAGGCCGCUUAAGCCCAAUAAAAACAGGGUCUCUUUCACCAUAGGUAGCGGAAACACAUUGAAAUUCAACUACAAACCGAACUCUGCCCUAGUUACGAAGUCUCAAAGAGAAAGGGCAAUAAAAGACAGAAGGGUUAAAGCGAUCCCUAGAGAAAACGCUCGUCCAUCUAUAAGUUUAACUGACUUUAAGUCGCGAAAACCAGAAUCUGCGCUGCCCAACCAGAACAAGUUAGAUUUGUCCGCUUCUGACAACUUUCGUUUCGGGGGUGCUAGAUCAUUUGAGAGACAGCUAGCGUCCACUGGCAACUUGCGAUCCAAGGAGCGACAACAUUCGUCGCUGAGUAUCUACAAGGCCCACUCUUCUAGUCAGAUCUCUAUUUCCGAUCAGAAACAAACUGCAUCCAGUGGCGGACAAUCCUUGGGGAGAGGGCAAUAUGAGGUCAACAGUCUUCAAUCACAAACAACUAAGCAAAAUUCUGUUUCAGACACCACCUUGAAGCGACAAACGUCUUUAACAAGCGAUCGGCAAUCCCAGAAGCGCCAAAGCCCGGAUUUCCGGUCACGCACUGUAUUCACUUCACGAACAAAAGCACCCUCUACUACCACCCCUUCCUAUUUACCCGCAUCCCCUACUCUACCUCCAACCAAAAUACCGCCGGACUGUGUAGACAAGGAUGUUUACUGUCCAUACUGGAAGGUGUACUGUGAUAACAAUUCCUACGUGUUUGAGAACUGUCGGCGGACGUGUCGGUCAUGCUACGUCCCACCUCCUCCCAUAAUUCCACAGCCUCUACCAGAAACAUUGACCUCCUCCAAUAUCAACCAGCAGCAGUACCAAGAGACUUCACAACAGACCCAACAAUCUAAAAAUCAACAAACCCAAGAUAACACACAGCAAUACAUCCAACAAACAAUUAUACAGGAACAACCUAACGUAAUACAGAAUGUUCAAUUGGACCAAAAAUUUCAGCAACAGCCAAUCCAAUUAAGCAACAAUCAACAGACCCAGCAGCAAUACAUGAUGCAGCAAUCUCAGUCAGGCUUCCAACAAGAACCGCAAAUAAUUCAGCAACCUCAACCUCUCUAUCAGCAACCGCAACCUCAGGUGUAUCAACAGCCGCAACCUCAGAUAUAUCAACAGUCAGGUUUUCAGCAGUAUCAAGGCCAGCAAAGUAUGCAACCACACACGGGCUUCAACCAGCAACAGUCAUAUGAUUACGUUCAACCAACAUCAGCUAUCCAGUCAUGGCAUGGCGGCAUGAUUGGUCAUCAGGGUAACCAUGGUAACAAUAUGCUUGUAGGUUUUCAACAAACAGACAAUCAAAUUCAACAAAAGCAACAAUUCACAGAACCUACAACUCCCAAACCAACACAAACAAUACGUUUAGAGUUUCGUGGACAUACUCCAGCUACAGCAAGUUUCAAAAAACAGCCAAUUAAACGGCGGGAACCAUCAGGGGAGAUUAGCCCGUACAUUAAGGUGCAGGAGCCAUUACCUGAGGGCGUGGAACUAAGGACAACAACACCUACAACUACUUCAACGACAACAACAACAACAAAGCCGCCACCAACCCGUCCUCCGACACGCCCACCCACGCGACCCCCGACACGCCCACCGACCACACAUCCUCCGCAAUUCUAUAAUCAGGGAGCAUACGGCAUCAACCAUUACUACCCUAACACCAAUAUGUAUAACAACUACCAAGCUCAGAAUAUCCAUUAUCAAAAUACAAACUCACAAUUGCACCAAGCCCAUCAAAACAAUCACAUACAGACAAAUCAAGUCUACAACCAGAACAGUUACCAACCAAACUUUGCUACCCGCCAACAGAUUUAUAUGCAGACGACACCAUCCCCUAUGAUUUAUAACCAACAGUUGAUACAGCAAAACACACCAGCGCCAAUUAUCUUUCAACAGCCUCAGAGACAGCAACAAAACCCGCAGGCAAUAAACAACUUUUUGGGUCAGUCUCCGCAAAUUCAGGUACAGUCUCUUGACUUAAACGCGCCGAUCCGUUCUCCGGUAACGUAUCCAAACCCCGCUAUUUUGUCCCCUAAUCAACAACAAUCCAAUAUCAACAUACAAUACCAGCAGCAGGUUCAGCAACCAAACCAAUUUGCAAACGCACCGGCGAACCAAAACGUGCAAUACCAGCAACAAAAGUCUGAUGACUUGUUUAGAAGUGCUCUAAUGAGAGCAAACUUUGGUCAAGCCAACAUUAACCUAGCAAGUAACCUCGGGACUCAGCCAGGCCAGUACCAACGCGUACAAGCGUCAAGUGACGUCAGUUGGUACUACACGGUGUCCACGCGGCCACCAAAUGUCGUCCCCACAGAGCCCUAUCCCACGAAACCUCUCUUAGACCUAAAUUUAAAACUUUAUGAAAACCCAAACGUUGUUGUACAAACGAACUCUUCGACGCCUUCGCAAUCGCAGCCUGUUGCAUGUGUAGAUGUGGACGCCCGAUGUCCACAAUGGACACAGUGGUGUGGUAUUGAUCAAUAUGUGGACAAUAAUUGUAGAAAAUUGUGUAAAAACUGUAGGUGAUGUUUGGGCUAUAUAAUCUGAUAUAAGGUACCUCCCACUAUAGGUCAUUCAACGAGAAGUUCAUGUUUGGGCGGAGUUAUCGCCUCCUUUCCAACCCAGAAUCAUCACCUCGGACCAAGCGAUCGAGCGAUUUUGAAGACGAUGUAUUUUUACCAGAGAGACGUUUGCAAGCUCAUGUGUGAUUGUUUGUGCCUUCAAUUUUUUUUUACCAUAUGUCAUUUAUUUUUUAAUUCAAAGAUUGUUUUAUAAUUUCAUGGGUCUGUUUUAUUGCUUAAUUUGAAAAUGAGACUUAAUAUUGAAGUUAUUUACGGACUGAUUGUACUGAUAGAUGCUUCCAUAUAUGGAAUACCCCCUGUCUCUGACUCUCUUGGUUUCUAGAUGUGAUAUAGUGCUAAGUUUUCUUGUAAAUAUACAAGUGAAGUUAUGAAUAUGCCUUCGCUUUGAUUGUUUGCAUUCAUUAUUUUGUUAAUGGUGUUACUAAUAAAGAAUAAGUUGAC